AUAAUUUUGAUAUAAAGAAGCAAAUGAAGAGUGUACACGAAGAGGAGAAGGUUUUGUAUUCUGAACAGGCUCCCAAUGCUCCAUGAUUAAAAGGAAGAAAGGUGAAUCUCAAGAAAACCAAAAAUCACGUACCAAAAUUCUACAAUAACAGUACAAAAAGCUGAGGAUCAAUUAGCACAGAAACUACCUUAGCACAAGCAUUUGAGUACGAAUUCUUGACCCAAUAUGACCUAGAAUCGAGUUCUUAUGGGAGCUCGAAGAAGAUCCAGGAGAUCUCUAAUGAAGAUCUCAGUAAUGUGGACGACAAGUCUGAGAAAUCUCUCGGUGAUACAAUCACUGAUGACUAUCAAGCGUAUAUUGGUAGGAAAGUAAAUAGUAGUAAAAUAAUCAGUACAUUAAUGGUCACUCCGAAUGAGAAGACUUCGCAUUCCACAAAAUGAAUGCCGAUACUUAAUACUCUGUUCACCUCUUCAAAAGAGGAUGAUAGCCAUAUCUAAUCAUUAUAAUUAUGUUGC
Molecule: messenger RNA, 515 nt
Organism: Moneuplotes crassus
Lineage: Eukaryota; Ciliophora; Spirotrichea; Euplotida; Euplotidae
Source: the annotation of a GenBank genome assembly